Messenger RNA from Anopheles coustani, 1166 nucleotides. RefSeq lists its product as uncharacterized. Bases 46 to 714 code for a protein of 222 amino acids. Lineage: Eukaryota; Metazoa; Arthropoda; Insecta; Diptera; Culicidae. The transcript has 4 exons. The record is from RefSeq and is a predicted model, not a curated record.
UCCCAACUCUCCCACCCUCCCACAAUCUCCACACCUGGUCACGGGAUGGGUCUCCUGAGGCGGAACAGUUUGAACAUUGGCAGCUGGCUGUCGUCGGCCGGCGGCGCAAACACCACCAACACCACCACCACCACCACUGGCACCGGAACCGGCACGGUCCGGAACAGCUUCGGCAGCUCGGUGGCCGUGCAGAAGCUGCGCGAAAGCAAGUGGUUCGAUGCCGGCGAGGAGCGCGUCUUUUGCGCCGUGAUCGAGAACGGUUUCAUCGUCGAGGUGCGCCAAACGGACACUGGCGAGUCGUGGUUCGGCGUGGCAACGAUCGAGACGAAAAAAUCCCUCAAGCCGACGGCUGAGAACGUCAAAAUCUAUUCCGUGCGCAUGAAGGACAACGAGAAGAAACCGAUGAAGGUGUACUGCGUCACAUUGCCGAGCCUCUGGCAGCAGGGCUACCAGCUGCGGAUCAACAACGUGGCCGACCGCACGAAGAAGGCGCAUCCGGAGAAGGACAUUCUAGCGCAGAUAAAAUACGCCUCCAAGUGUCAGAUGGUGUUCCACAACAGUCAGCACUUUUCCGAAUUCUGCCGGUACGGCGACCGGCCGCAGGAUAGCCGGAAGCGACAAAUAUCCGACUGUGCGAAGUGGGGCGGGAUCAACAUUGGCGCUACGCUGAUCUACAUGGAAAUGCAGAAGAAGUCGAAGUCUGCGUCGCACUAAACCGUUGAGGAUGCUUCUAUCACGUGUGAUACCAAAUCGUUCGCUAACGCAGCAGCAGGACUGGAUUAUAGAUUUAAGUUUCCACCUAAAAUUAUUGCGAAGAGGCCGAGAAUUUGGCUUCUUUAUACCUUUUUUUUAUAGUGUUAAGCAAACCUACAUAACUAUCGCUUCCUGCAUAGAUCCAUGCGCAAAGUCACGGACUUACUGUGCAAAAAGGGAACAAAAAGACGAGGUGAUAAACGGAGAAUAUGGUAUGUGUACCAUAGAUUAAGAACUAUGGAAAAUUUGUAUCAUUACCAAAGUCCCAAGUACCAUAUGAAAUUAGAUAUAGCAAGCAUAAUCAUGUGUAAUGUUAAAAUUAAACAAUGAAAACAUUAGGAGCCAUUUACAUCUAGUUUUACAGAAUCCUAUUUGUAACGGAUACUUUGUAAAGAAAUAAGAAAUUAAUAAAA